AUGGACAGGCCUGCCUCCGACUACGCGCAGCCAGGUUUGAGCCCUCAAUACCCAAGUCUCCCGGAGGCACAGUCUGAACAAUCAACCGCAGAUCAGGCAACUGUUUCUGCUGCCGUCGCGUCCCCUACCCAAACCGAAGCUCGUCGAACGCCUCAGUCGCAGUACUCGGCACCUCCAGAACCUCGAUCGGGCGGUAUCUCGGCCUCGAACACUCCUCAACCAGACUACAACUUGCACCAGAGCUCUUCCCAUCCACCUCCGCCUCCGGCCGCCGCGCGCCCGUCUCCCUACCCUGAAUACCUGACGCGCCAGCCCCAGUACCACCACGCUCCUCAUACCCAAGCCGGCGGGCCGCCAGGUAUGGCUCAAGCAACAAGUCCGUCCAUGAACCCGCAAGAUGGGCAACAGAGUGACCAUCGAAGUCCCGCGCAAGUAAAGUCUGACACCGAGGUUCCUAUAGAUCCCUCGAUUGCAGCCUCGAGCCCGUCCUACCCUCCACCAUAUUCUCCCUACGCCCUCAGGGUCACGACAUGGCGCAAUAUCAGAGUCAUCCGCCGCAGAUGUACGCCCGUCCAGACUGGCCACACCAGUAUGGUGCUCAUCAACCUGGAAUGCCAGGCCCUUAUAGUUCCCCGGCUUCGAUCCCAGGUUUUCUCUUUUGUGCCUAUCCCCGGCUCUCAACAACACAAACGGCCCAGACGACGAUAUGAAGAAAUUGAGAGAAUGUAUAAGUGUGGCUGGAAUGGCUGUGAAAAGGCCUAUGGCACACUAAACCAUCUUAAUGCACACGUCACAAUGCAGUCACACGGCGCUAAGAGAUCUCCAGAUGAAUUCAAGGAGAUCCGUAAGGAGUGGAAAGCUCGCAAGAAGGAGGAAGACAACCAGCGCAAGGCCGCUGAGGAGAGAGAACGAGCUGCGGCUCAAGCCAACCAGGUUGAUAGCAAUGGUGCUCCAAGCGGUAGCGGCCAACCCAGCCAACCAACUACUUCCUAUGCUGCCGGUGUUCGGCCUCAGCUGCCGCCAAUAGGCUACCAGCCAGCAGAUGGUCAAGUGCCAGGUCAGUAUGGUGCUUCUCCUGGUGGUUUGGUCUAUCCAGCUGGCAACGGCCAGAUGCCAGCUACCUACUCUCCAAGCUACCCCCAUUCUCCUUAUGGUCAGGGCAACCAGGUCUACCCACAACCACCGCGUGAGUGA
Nannizzia gypsea CBS 118893 is the source of this 1194-nucleotide messenger RNA. RefSeq lists its product as hypothetical. The transcript has 3 exons. The record is from RefSeq and is a predicted model, not a curated record. NCBI's taxonomy places the organism in Eukaryota, Fungi, Ascomycota, Eurotiomycetes, Onygenales, Arthrodermataceae. The coding region runs from base 1 to 1194 and encodes 397 amino acids. Gene Ontology annotation, biological process: regulation of DNA-templated transcription.